Molecule: messenger RNA, 1413 nt
Organism: Penicillium argentinense
Lineage: Eukaryota; Fungi; Ascomycota; Eurotiomycetes; Eurotiales; Aspergillaceae
Product: ankyrin repeat domain-containing protein
Exons: 1
Coding region: 1-1413 (470 amino acids)
Cellular component (GO): cytoplasm; nucleus
Molecular function (GO): protein binding
Source: RefSeq, a predicted model, not a curated record
AUGUUGCUCUGCUGCCUUCGGCCCAGAAACCACCGGGACUGCAAAGCUCGGCAAAAAGAGAAUCCGUGCAUCCCCGCGAGACAUUCAAACGCGGUGGGGCCGAAAUCACUGCCAGCCACCGACUUCGCGACACCACCUUCAUGGGAAAACGCCUAUGAAGAGCUUCGCGGGGAGCCUGCAAUGGUGGAGACUCUGAAGCGCCUGGCUUCCGAAGACGAGAGCGAGCUAGCCACGCCCGACCGUGAUCGCGCCCAGCGCAAGCGCCCCCGGCUGACCCAGAGAUCCCCCGCCCAUUUCGACGUCGAGCUCGACCUCGAGCCCGAAACCGCCCUGCGCGCCCUGCCCCUGCACCUCGCCGUCAAGAGCCGCGAGGAUGAUAUCGUCAAGGUCUUGCUGGAGAAGGGCGCCGACGUCGAGCAGGAGGACGCUUUCGGCCGCACCGCCUUGUUCUAUGCCGCCGCCGGCAGCGAUCUUUCGCUGCGCCUGAUCCUCGAGCGUGAUGCCAAUGUCAACCACAAGGACCGCCGCGGCAUGACCCCGUUACUGUAUGCCGUGUACGAGCACCGCUAUCGCGCGGUCUCGAAAUUGUUGGAACGGGGCGCCGAUGUCAAUGCCGUCAAUAUCGUCGGUGAUAAUGCGCUGCGACUGUGUGUGGAUAUUCCCUCGCCGAAAAAUGCGUUCGUGGCGACGAUCGAGUCGUCCUUUGCAGCUAUGCACCUUCUUCUGCAGCAUGGCGCGGAUCUGAACAUCAGCAGUGACGCGUACGACUCGACGCCCGUGCUGAAUAUCGCUGCCUUCUGUGAUUUUGUCGAUGGCGCGCGGCUGCUGCUGGAAAAUGGCGCGAAUAUCGAAGAGGUUGAUCUCAUGGACCGGACGCCGCUGCUCAGUGCGUGCAAUACGUUCAAGACGACGGAUGGGAGCAUGAUCAAGCUGUUGCUGCAGCAGGGGGCCGAGGCCGAGCACAGAGAUUACAAGGGUCGCACGGCAUUGUCGUUGGCCGCGUCGCGCGGCCAGGAUAGCACGGUACAUAUCUUGCUGGACCACGGCGCACAUAUUGAAGCGCGCGAUCUUGUCCUCCGAACACCGCUCAUGCAUGCGGCGCUGGAAGGCUGGGUCUCGGUCACGACCAUCCUCCUUCAACACGGUGCUAAGGUGGACGUGAUGCAGCGCACGGGCCUGACGCCGCUGGGGAUCGCGAUUAAAGCACUUCGCAAAAUCAUACAACAUUCGAAGCGGCAUUCGAACCAACGACACGUGAAGGUUAUUGGGACACUAUUAUUGCAUGGGGCCGAUACGAGUCUGAUUGGAGAGGAUGCGCGGCGGCUACUGAAUGGCAUUACGCGCGGAGAGGACGGGGACUGGAGAUUAUCGGAAAAAGUGGUUGCGGAUUUGAUCAGUGAGGCAGAGGCCUGA